AACACUCAAAUGUCAUUACAUCGUUUGUCUUCACAUUUUGAAAAAGGUCGAACAAAUCUGAAAAAGUAAUGCUCUCCUGCGAUUGGUCGAAGGAGUCACAUGUGGCUCGAAUGAGAGCCAAUAGGAAGGCUGAGAGGCGUCACAUGACCGCAUGUUUGAGGAAGUGCAGACAUGUCCUCUCUGGUGUGGUUGAAUGUGCAUUGAACGUGCAUUGAACGGGUCAGUCUCCGGACAUGAAGCUGCUCUUCAGCUGCUCUCUCCUCCUCUUCAUCACCGCCGCGUGCCUCUGCGGCUCUGCAGCCACCCGGAAACUCAGAGGCAUCUCGUCCUCCUAUAAGCGUUUCUACAGGGAGCGAAGGUCCUUCCUGUGCAUCGAUGGCUCCAGAGUGAUCCCCUUUGAGCAGGUCAACGACGACUACUGCGACUGUGAGGACGGCUCCGACGAGCCAGGAACCUCUGCCUGUCCGCGGGGGCGCUUCUACUGCACCAACCUGGGUUUCCGCCCACACUACAUCCCAUCAUCACGAGUCAACGAUGGCAUCUGCGACUGCUGCGAUGCUUCAGAUGAAUACAACAGCCACGCUCGCUGCCAGAACUCCUGCUGGAAUCUGGGUCAGAGGGAGAGGGCGUACGUGGAGGGCCAGAUGAGGACGCUGGACGAGGGUCUGCAGCUGAAGCAGCAGCUCAUCGAGGAGGGGGUCCUGCUGUGGAGGGAGAAACAGGCGCAGCUGAGGGAGCUGCAGCAGGUGGCAGAGGACCUGCAGAUCAAACUGGAGGAGCAUAGGAGGAGGAAGCAGGAGGUGGAGCAGACCCUGAAAGCUCUGGAGGCAGGAGACACCAGGGUCCGAGGUAAAAACAGUUCAGAGAGCACCUUCCGACUGCUGGACAGCAACAAGGAUGGCAGUCUGUCAGUGGAGGAGCUGCAGGAGAAGCUGGUCCUGGUGCAGGAAGAGGAGCUGCUCCUCUCUGAGGAAGAGGCUGUGGCUCUAAUGGGAGGGGGUCGUCAGAUGGACCUGCCCAUGUUCCAGCACUCUCUGUGGGACGUCCUAAAUACAGAGAACAGGGUGAAGAUCAGAGGCAUUGUGGAUGCUGAGGAUCCUCACCUGAAGGCUGCAGACACAGCUGCAGAGCGGGAGGCGUCCAGUCUGAAGAAGGUGGAGGAGGCGUAUGACACCAUCAACAUGGAGAUCAGUGAUCUUCGGAAGAAGCUGACCAUAGACUACGGUCCAGACUGGGAGUUCCUGUUUCUGAACAGCCAGUGUUACCAGCUUAACGUUUACGAGUACACCUACAAUCUGUGCCCGUUCAAUCAGGUCACUCAGAAGAGCACCGCGGGGUCCGAGGUCUCGUUAGGGAGGUGGGGGAUGUGGGCGGGGACUCCGAAGAACCCGUACAGUCAGAUGGUGUAUGAGAACGGAGAACCCUGCUGGCAAGGAGGCUCCCGCAGUACUACAGUCACACUGACAUGCGGCACGGAGACAGCGCUGUGCGGGGUGAAGGAGCCUAGCAAAUGCCAGUACAUCAUAGACUUCCAGACUCCUGUGGCCUGUCAGCCGGUGCUGAAGCAGCGGGGCAUCCACAGUGAACUGUGACCCUAGUUGCAUGGAUGUAGCCCCCCCCGGCUAGCCCCUGCGGUGACAGUCCAGGGUCCCAAGGGCCCCCGCUGACAUCAGUGCUGUCAGAAAAUGUAUUCUUCCAACAAGCUCGCUGUAGUUAGAAUAUGAUGAUCAGGUUUCAUUAAUUGUUACAGCUUUACAUUAGAAUAGAGCAUUUAUUAAUUAAAAACAGUAAAAUCCUCCUGUGGGUUGACAAUUACAAGAUUACAAUUACAUAAAUGAUGUGAAGCUACAUUUAUUGCAGGGCCCAAUUACAUUGCCACCAAUAACCAUUUUAUGUAUCCCCGCCCCUUUCCCCACUUCCUGUUCAAAAUUAGAUGUCUUAGUUCUUCCGGUUUAGCAGCAUUGUAAAAAAUGAAUUUAAGUUGAGAUAAUUUACAGCUACACUGCGGUGAUCGGAUGGUUUUACAGCAUCAAUCCUCUGUCAGUGACUGUCAGAUGACAUACGAAAAUGGCCCCAAAUUGUAUACAAUUUGAAUAACUCUGUAGCUAUGAGGACAAGUACCAAAGCAUAUCUGCCGGUCAGACUGCAUACUGAAGCUGAUGUGGACAGAAUGGUAGAAAAAGGUUCACAGUGUUGACAUUUAUAGAAACAAGAUAACUUUUUAGCGAGCGUGAACGUUAGGUGUUUUGCUAGAAACCGCUCUAUCUAUGAGAGAGUAAAAAUCCCCUUCUGGAUGGAUGGAUGGAUAGAUCCAUCCAUCCAUCCAUCCAUCUAUCCAGCUACCUACCUACUUUUAGCUAUCUAGCGAGCUUUUGCUAAAUUGGUGGCUCUCCUAAUUGAAAUGGGAAUUUUUAUUAAACAUCCCAUGGUUAAACUUACAGUACAGUACGGACCUGUGUCUACCUUUCAGGCAGUGAGAGUAAUUAUAUAUACAAACAUUGUUGACGUUUUCCUUUUAAGAACCAAACAAAGCUUGCUGUAAAUUCUCAAUGAUAUGUUUUUUGCAUAACGUAAUCACAUAUUGCUAAUCAAAAUAGUUAGUGUCUCGCCUGAAAAACGGUUAUAACUUAAUAACCGUUGAUUCAAAAGCUGCUAUUAGCAAUUAAGCUUUAACCGGAAGUAAGAGUAAGGUGAAUAACUGCUGUAUCGGUUCAAUUCUGUCAAGUUAAAAUGGCAGGUUAAAUAAAACCAGCAAUAAUCUUAGGGACAUAUUCCGACCAUCAGGAAAAAAGCAAUAAAUAUCUUCUCAUAAAAUAAAAUUCACUCCCUGCAUGGAGAUUUAUUUUUCUGGGAGAUUAUACCAAAAGACAGAAUUGAGGUGAUCCAUAAUCUGUAGCCUUCACAUUACGCAACAAAAAUGUUCUUUAAUAAUGAUACAAAAAGCAAAACCCCUGCCUAUUGCCACUUUAACUCUAAAAGGAGAAAUUGUGUGUGAUAUAAAUAUUUGUCCAAUUGUCCCAUGAAAAAUCAAACCAGCAAUGAAUAGAUGCUCUCUUUAGCUUAGCAUAUAGCCAUGCACACGUUCUUUUUCAUGAUGCACAUGAGCGGUUUAUUUUAGCAUCUAAAAAAUGUUUUCACCAAAUGUGUAUUAAUCUGUAGAUGAAAGUAGUCUUCAACAAAUGCACUAUACUAGCAAAUGCCAGUUUGUGUUACUAAAAACUGCAGCUGUGACUUAGUAAGCCUCUUUUCAAAAUAUAACUUCAUAUUUUCAACUGUUUUUUAUAGAUUAACAUCAUCACAAAUAAUAUCUCAGAGAAGUGAAAUAGUAUUGAGAGAACCGAAACAAUUUGUUGGCUUUAGUCUUUGCUUGUUGACACGGGAACAAUACAAAAAGAGGUGCACCAGACCUUAUCCAUUCACAGCACCAAUGUAACUGCUGUAUUAAAUAACUGCUCAUCAUAAGCACAAAUAAAGUACUUCAUAUUUUGCUAUAAUCAUA
Messenger RNA from Gymnodraco acuticeps, 3499 nucleotides. RefSeq names its product glucosidase 2 subunit beta-like. NCBI's taxonomy places the organism in Eukaryota, Metazoa, Chordata, Actinopteri, Perciformes, Bathydraconidae. The record is from RefSeq and is a predicted model, not a curated record. Gene Ontology annotation, molecular function: calcium ion binding; protein binding. Gene Ontology annotation, biological process: liver development; N-glycan processing. Bases 234 to 1592 code for a protein of 452 amino acids. The transcript is spliced from 15 exons. Gene Ontology annotation, cellular component: glucosidase II complex.